GCAAAAUCAAAAAGGAUAAAAAACCAAAAGAAAAAUCAAAUGAAGAAGUGGUAUCCGAACAACCAAGUGCAACAGAUAUAACUGAAACAACGGAAAUCAUGGAAACUGUUCAAGAAAUUGAAACUCCAGAAGGCAAGAAAAAACUUGUCAAAAAGGUAAAGAAAACAAAGAAAAUUGACGAAACAAAACCAACAGAUGAAAUAAAACCAGACGAAACAAUCGAAUCAAUAGAAGAGAUUGAAACAUCAGAAGGUAAAAAGACAGUCCUCAAAAAGAUAAAGAGAUCCAAAACCAAAUUGGAAAAAGAAGAAAGUGAACCAGACAUCGAAUCCGAAGUUGGCGUGGAAACCAAGAAAAAGUUGGUUAAAAAAUUAACAAAACCAAAAGAACCAACAGCAGAAUUACAUGAAAAACCUGAACAAAAAGAAAUUACAGAAGAAACGACAGUCAUUGUGACUGAGGAAAUCAUCGAACUUCCCGAUGAAGAACAAAAACCAGAAGAUGAAACGAAACUCGUUGAAGAAAAACCGAAAAAGAAGAAAGUCAUCAGACGAAAAUCCAAACCAGAUGCUUUGGAAACUAAACCCGAUGAAGAGACGAAAAUUAUCACUGAAGAAAUGAUUGACUUGAAACCAACAGAUGAAAUUUUGGAAGAAAAAGCUCCAGAAGAUGAAAUUCAACCAGACAUUGAAUCAGAAGUUGAUGUUGAAACAAAGAAAAAAUUGAUAAAAAAAUUAACAAAACAAAAAGAACCAACAGCUGAUUUACAGGAAGCUGAGGAAAAAGAAAUAACCGAAGAAACAACAGUCAAUGUCACCGAGGAAAUUAUCAAACUUCCUGAUGAAGAGCAAAACCCAGAGGAAGAAAUUCCAGAAGAGAAAUGCGAAGAAGGUAAAUCGAAAAAACCUUCAAAGAAAAAAGUCAUCAGACGAAAAUCCAAACCAGAUGCUUUGGAAACUAAACCCGAUGAAGAGACGAAAAUUAUCACUGAAGAAAUGAUUGACUUGAAACCAACAGAUGAAAUUCUCGAAGAACAAGCUCCAGAAGAAGAAAUUCAACCUGACAUUGAAUCCGAAGUUGGAGUUGAAACAAAGAAGAAAUUGGUUAAAAAAUUAACAAAACCAAAAGAACCAUCAGCUGAUUUACAUGAAGCUGAGGAAAAAGAAAUUACCAAGGAAACUACAGUCACUGUGACCGAGGAAAUCAUCGAACUACCUGAUGAAGAAGGUGAAAAAUCCGAAGAUGAAACUAAACCCGUUGAAGAUAACCGAAAAGAAAAAGUCAUCAGACGAAAAUCUAAACCAGAUGUGAAGGAAGAAGAGAAACUAGAAAAACCUUCAGAAAUGGCAGAGGAAGAAAAAGUUGUGGAUAAAUUGAAAGAUGAAAAAAGACCAUCAAAGAAAAUCAAAAAAGAUAAGAAACCUGAAGAUGUAACAGACGAAUUACAACCUGGAGUUGAAACUAAAAAAGUAACCGAAACAUUUGAAAAAACUUCACCCGAAGAAACGACAGAACAACCUGGUGAAAUUGAAAAAACCGAAUCGGUUGAUAUUGAAAUCACUACAGAAGAAAUAACCAAAGAGAAAAAGAAAGGCGUUAGAAAAAUAAAACCAAGACGACAAGAAGAUAUUGUGAAAGGUGAAACUAAACCUGAUGAUGAAGUUGUCGAAGAGGAAGAUAAACCUGAAAAAGAAGAGGAGAAUGUAAUUGAAGGAAAAGACGAACCUAUAAAACCUGAAGACGAAACCAAGCCUGAAAUUGAUGAACAAUUGGUAGAAGAAAAACCAAAGAAAACAAAGAAAUUGAAACCUAAAAAAUCAACGGAAAAACCAGAAGAUGAGGAUAAAGUCAUCACUGAAGAAGUGAUUUCUAUAAAGCCAACCGAUGAAAUUUUGGAAGAAAAAGCUCCAGAAGAUGAAAUUCAGCCUGACAUCGAAUCCGAAGUUGGCGUGGAAACCAAGAAAAAAUUGGUUAAAAAAUUAACGAAAUCAAAAGAACCAACAGCUGAAUUGCAGGAUGCCGAUGAAAAAGAAAUAACCGAAGAAACUACAGUCAUUGUGACUGAGGAAAUCAUCGAAUUACCAGAUGAAGAAGUUGAAAAACCAGAGGAUGAAACGAAAACCGAUGAAGAUAAACCGAAAAAGAAGAAAAAAGUAAAGAAACAAAUCACAGAACAAGUGAUUGAAGUGAUCGAAAUCUAUGAAGUAGUUGAAUCAAUUCCAACAGUUGAAAUAAUCGAAGGCAAGAAGAAAAAGGUUCAUAAAAUAAAGAAAAUCAAAAAACCAGAAGCCAUUGAACCGAUUGAAUAUAAAGAAGAACCAGAAGAUCAAGUGAUUCUGGAUUCAGAAGAUAAACCAGAAAAAGUCAUCCGAAAAAUUAAAAAAGACAAAAAACCGAAGCCAGGUGAUGAGUUGAUACCCGAACAGCCAACUGAUACCACUGAAACAACGGAAAUCAUUGAAACUGUUCAAGAAAUAUAUACACCAGAAGGUAAAAAGAAAGUUGUCAAAAAAGUCAAAAAGACAAAGAAAACUGAUGAAACCACUCCAAUUACUGAUAAAAUUGAAUUCGUUGAAGAAGAUAAACCAGAAGAAAUCACGGAAUCAAUAGAGGAGAUUGAAACGCCAGAAGGCAAAAAGACUGUCCUCAAAAAGGUUAAAAAAUCCAAAAUCAAAGUUGAAGAGGAAGAAGAAAUGAAACCAGAAGAAACAAAGACGAAAAAGCCGAGAAAAUUAAAACCCAAAAAUCCUACUGAGGACGAUGAAAAAGCAAUCACUGAAGAAAUGAUUGACUUGAAACCAACAGAUGAAAUUCUCGAAGAACAAGCUCCAGAAGACGAAAUUCAGCCCUGCAUUGAAUCUGAAGUAGGUGUUGAAACCAAGAAAAAAUUGGUUAAAAAAUUAACGAAACCAAAAGAACCAACAACUGAAUUGCAGGAUUCCGAUGAAAAAGAAAUAACCGAGGAAACAACAGUCACUGUCACCGAGGAAAUCAUCGAACUACCAGAUGAAGAAGGUGAAAAACCAAAAGAUGAAACUAAACCAGAUGAAGAAAAACCGAAAAAGAAAAAAGUCAUCAGACGAAAAUCCAAACCAGAUGGUUUGGAAACUAAACCCGAUGAAGAGACGAAAAUCAUCGCUGAAAAAUUGAUUGCCUUGAAACCGACAGAUGAAAUUCUCGAGGAACAAGCUCCAGAAGAAGAGAUACAACCUGACAUCGAAUCCGAAGUCGGUGUUGAAACCAAGAAAAAAUUGGUUAAAAAAUUAACGAAAACAAAAGAACCAACAGCUGAUUUACAUGAAGCUGAUGAAAAAGAAAUAACCGAAGAAACAACAGUCACUGUCACCGAGGAAAUCAUCGAACUUGCAGAUGAAGAAGUUGAAACUAAACCAGAUAAAGAUGAAGAAAAGCCUAAAAAGAAGAAAAAAGUAAAGAAACAAAUCACAGAACAAGUGAUUGAAGUGAUCGAAAUUUAUGAAGUAGUUGAAUCUAUUCCAGCAAUUGAACAAGUUGAUGGCCAAAAGAAAAAGAUUCAUAAAAUCAAGAAAAUCAAAAAGCCUGAAGACCAACAACCGAUCGAGUACAAAGAAGAACCAGAAGACCAGAUAAUUCUGGAUUCAGAAGAUAAACCAGAAAAAGUUAUUCGUAAAGUCAAAAAGGACAAAAAACCAAAGAAAGUCCAACCAGAUGAAGAUGUGAUUGAACCUGAACAACCCAGUGAAAAGGAAAUCACUGAAACGGAGACCAUUGAAACUGUUCAAGAAAUCGACACACCAGAAGGUAAAAAGAAAAUCGUCAAAAAAGUGAAAAAGACAAGGAAAACUGAUGAAACCACACCAAUCACCGAUAAAAUUGAACUCGUUGAAGAAGAAGAUAAAGCAAGAAAUCACCGAAUCAAUAGAAGAGAUUGAAACACCAGACGGUAAAAAGACUGUUUUGAAAAAAGUCAAAAAAUACAAAAAACCAAAAGAAAAACCACUUGAUGAAGAAUCAAAUCCA
This is a messenger RNA of Dermatophagoides farinae (American house dust mite), 3999 nucleotides long. The record is from RefSeq and is a predicted model, not a curated record. NCBI's taxonomy places the organism in Eukaryota, Metazoa, Arthropoda, Arachnida, Sarcoptiformes, Pyroglyphidae.